AUGCCUGGCCUAUCCUUAGAAUCACCCGACUUUCUCUCUCUCAUUUGGAAAGGAGUACUUCCUUCGUGGGUGCUAUACAGUGCUGUCAAAGCCGUAUACAACCUAUACUUCCAUCCUUUGGCGAGGUUCCCGGGGCCAAAGCUUGCCGCUGCUAGCGACUGGUGGCAAGCAUACAUCGAGGUAUUCAAGGCCGAGAGUCUCUCGAAGAAGCUUGUCAAAUUGCACGAGGAGUUCGGUGACAUUGUUCGAGUCGCCCCAAAUGAGCUCCACUUCGCGAAGCCCUCUGCCUAUCAUGAGAUCUACAAUGUCAAGAACCGGUGGGAUAGGGACAUGAAGUUAUACCACAUCUUCGCGGAUGAGGUGUCUACACUUACUAUCCCGGACUAUCCGACUGCGAAGAAGCGAAGAGAUAUCUCCAUCCCGCUCUUCUCUCGCAAGAAUGUCAUUGAGAUGCAGCACCUGGUUCAACAGUGUCUGGACACGACUUGCGAGAACAUCGACAAGCACAUUAAGGAGGGCAAGUCUGUCAAUAUCUACAAAGCCUUUCGCUGCUGUGCGGUCGACAUAGUCUUCACUAUAUGCUUCGCACGUAGCAUGAACGCGACCAGUGAACCGGACUUCAGCGCGCCCGUCAUCGCUUCUUUACAUGCUGCAAUGCCUGUCACAGUGAUUUUCAAGCACUUCCCGAUGAUUCAGAAGCUCGUAAGCAUGAUGCCUGCUUGGCUCCUCGUUAAUCUCCGACCGGAGCUGGAUGGGUACGCGAAAAUGCGCAAGAUGCUCACAGACCAGGUCAAGGAAGCCAAAACUAACCCGCAGGCGCUGGCGGACUACCACCAGCCCACGAUUUAUCACGAGUUCCUGAAAGACCCUAAGAACAUCCCUUCCGAUAAAUCCCUACGCGAUGAGGCCGUGCUCUUCGUGAACGCUGGCACCGACACAGCAAGCAACACCAUCAUCGCGGGCGUGCUCAACAUUCUGGCAAACCCGGAGAUUCUCGCGAGGCUGCAGCAGGAACUUGUCGAGGCGUGGCCCAACCUCGACAAUGUUCCGCGCUUUGAGCAGCUGGAGAAGCUCCCCUAUCUUACGGCGGUCCUCAAAGAGAGUCUGCGCACUACCCAUGGCGUUGUGCAGCCUAUGACGCGUGUCGUUCCCAAAGAGGGCGCGCAGAUCUCUGGGCGGUUUAUCCCUGGUGGUAGCGUCGUUGGAAUAAGCAAUACCUUCGUCCACCUGAACGAAGACAUAUUUCGCGAUGCCUGUGCCUUCAAACCUGAGCGCUGGCUUGACUCCGAGGGCGAUUUGGACACUUGGCUGGUCGCGUUUUCAAAAGGCCCUCGUAGCUGCCUCGGUAUCAACCUUGGAUGGUGCGAACUUUAUAUGAGUAUUGCGAAUCUGGUCCGCCGGUAUGACCUGAAGCUCGAUGGCGUUGGACCCUCGGACUGGGUGUGGAGAGAUCUUUACCUGCCUCACUUCGUGGGACCCGACUUGAUGGUUAAAGCCCAGCGCCGCACAGUAUAAUCCAGCGCUGGCUUCUAUGCACAUUCAUUUCUUCUCGAAAGCUAUAAAACACUGCGUUCAUUAGUUUAUCGUUAUAUCCUUCUGCUUAAACUUCUACUCUUUGGGUCGUGUAGGACACGUCGCGUAACGCGGCGCGUCGAAGGCUGUUUGAUUUCUCUUGUUAUAAGCUAAUAUACUGUGGCUUCGCUGCCCUGCCACUGCUGUUCUCGUAGUUGCGGUUCUGCGGCUUGGCGAUUUGGGAAGUGAAUUUCAUGGCUAGAAUGUU
Molecule: messenger RNA, 1780 nt
Organism: Phanerochaete carnosa HHB-10118-sp
Lineage: Eukaryota; Fungi; Basidiomycota; Agaricomycetes; Polyporales; Phanerochaetaceae
Exons: 9
Coding region: 1-1515 (504 amino acids)
Molecular function (GO): heme binding; monooxygenase activity; iron ion binding
Source: RefSeq, a predicted model, not a curated record